Molecule: messenger RNA, 3163 nt
Organism: Exophiala oligosperma
Lineage: Eukaryota; Fungi; Ascomycota; Eurotiomycetes; Chaetothyriales; Herpotrichiellaceae
Exons: 3
Coding region: 80-2986 (968 amino acids)
Molecular function (GO): zinc ion binding; nucleic acid binding; ATP binding
Source: RefSeq, a predicted model, not a curated record
CUCCAUUUCGCCUGUGCGGGAGUUGCUCUCAUCUGUUUGAAUUGAACUCAUGUCCACCCCUUAGGUCUUGGUCAAGGGCAUGCUCGACAUCAUGCCCCGAAUUCUGCCACCAUCUUUUCCCACGCCUGGAUCCACCAAGAACAUGCCAAAAAGAAAGAUCGAGACUGUGGACCUGACAGGUGAUGACAAUGACCUUCCACGGCCACCCAGGGCAAAAGUACCGAAGCAAAAGUCAUCUCAUUCUUCCCAGCGAUAUCGUGCACCUUUGCCCACCCCGCCCUCAUCCAGCCAGCCUAGCUCUUCAAGUCAUCAUUCCAAGCACAAUUCCAGCGUACAAACGUAUCGUUCUUCGGAGAGAGAUCUGUGGCUUUCCACGCAAGAACAAGAAGCUGACAUCGCACGCGAGAUCGUCCUGACCGAAGACUUUGACGAUGAUGUUUACGAGAGCUAUCAGCUGUACGGUAUCCUUGAUACUAAGAUUGUGGGCUGCAGAUUCUACCAUGGUCAAGCCACGACUGGAGAAUAUGUGAAAGUGAAGCGUGAGCCGGGCAAUCCUUACGACAGCAACGCCAUUCGAAUUGACAAUGUGCUUCGUGAUCAAAUUGGGCACAUUAACAGGCAGGUGGCAGCCAAGCUGGCUCCCUUGAUGGACUCCGGACAGCUGCUUGUUGAGGGCUGUCUUACGGGCGCACAAACGUUUUAUGACUGUCCAAUCGGCCUCAAAUUAUUCGGAACCAGUGAUCCUAUCGCCGCGUCUGCCCUUGCUCGCAGGAUGCAGGAAUUGAGACUCCCUUUGAACCAGUAUGGUCAGUUCAAAAGACGCCUACAAGAACAGGAAAAGGAAAGGAAAUCAAGAGAGAAGGCAGCAGCGGUCAUGGCCUGGAAGGGUAAUGCUGUAUAUGGUCAUCAAGCCUCCAACAAAUACAGCAAUCUCAGUCCCUCAACCAUCGGUGGGAGUCAACCAUCGGAAAGCAUGGAUCAAAUCCUGAAUGGUACCACGACUUUCAAUCCCCGCGAUGUUCAGGACAUGCUUCACAGAAUUGGUGCUGGAGAGGAUAUUCUCGAGAAGAUGCCAAUGGCCGAGCAGCCCACGCAACUUGCAACACACCUACUUCCAUAUCAGCGGCAAGGGCUCCAGUGGAUGCUAGACCAUGAAUUCCCAACUUUGCCCCAAAAGAGCGAUGAUGUCGUGCAGAUGUGGAAGAAGAACGGUAAAUUCUACACCAACAUCGCCACGAAUUUCACGUUCAGCAAAGCUCCAGAGCUUGCUAGUGGUGGGAUCCUUGCUGAUGAUAUGGGUCUUGGCAAAACUAUUCAGAUCAUAUCUCUCCUCAUGGCUGACCCACACAGAAAUGGCCAACCUACCCUCAUCAUUGCCCCUUUGGGUGUCAUGAGUAACUGGAGUCAUCAAGCGUCUUUACACGUUAGGAAGAAAUACACACCGAGGAUAUUGACAUACCACGGCGCGGAGAACAAAGACCUGUCUCGGGAAGAGUUGCAAAAGUAUGAUCUUGUGAUUACGACCUAUCAGACCAUGACGCAGGAACUUUUCCCAAAUCGCUCCUCAGAGCCUAUCAAGACUCCUGCAGCAAAGGGUUUAUUCUCAAUUACUUGGCGACGACUCGUCCUGGACGAGGGCCACCAGAUUCGCAACCCAAAGACCAAAAUGGCCUUGGCGGCCUCCAAACUGGAUGCUAGGUCUCGCUGGGUACUGACGGGCACGCCUAUUGUGAAUAACUUGAAAGACCUCUACUCGCAUGUCAAGUUUUUGCGUUUGUCUGGCGGUUUAGCAGAGUUCGAGAUCUUCAACUCCGCCUUAAUUCGGCCUCUUAAGAACGGCGACGGCAACUCGCGUCUGCUGCUGCAAGCCCUCAUGUCAACAUUAUGCCUCCGUCGAAUGAAAGACAUGAAAUUUAUUGACUUGAAGCUUCCUGGUCUCAGCUUCCACAAGUAUACCGUUCGCUUCCUGCCUCAUGAGCAGGAACGCUACGAUGCAUUCAAAGCAGAAGGUCAAGGUCUGCUCCAGGCCGUGAAGGUCAAGAAGGGAGAAAACAACAUGACGCAUCUCCUUGAGGUUCUUCUCAGACUACGUCAGACUUGCAAUCAUUGGAAAAUGUGUGGCGACGAGCGAGUCAGAAAGCUGCUAGAGCUUGUGGAAGGGGAUACCACAGUGGAUGUGUUGAAUCCUGCCAACCGAAAGGCUCUUCAGGAUCUAUUGCAGCUCCGUAUCGACUCACAGGAGGACUGUUGCGUGUGCCUUGACACCCUGAAGAGCCCCGUCAUCACGGGUUGCGCUCACGUCUUCUGCCGAGAUUGCAUCGAGAGGGUCAUAACGACGCAACAAAAAUGCCCCAUGUGCCGCGCGCCCUUGGAAGAGAAGGAGAAGCUUGUCGAGCCUGCCGCGGGCAUCGGUGAAGGCGACGACGAGCGUGAUGUUGACAUCGAUCCAGAGACAAGCAGUAGCAAGAUCGAGGCGCUUGUCAAGCUGCUGAAAGCUGCCGAUGCCGAGGCGGAAGGCAAGACGGUCGUCUUUUCGCAGUGGACGUCGUUCUUGGACAUUGUCCAGGCCCAACUCCUCCGCGACGGACUGAACUUUACCCGCCUGGACGGCAAAAUGAAUUCCGCACGUCGUGAUGCCGCGAUGGACAUUCUCAACAACGACGCAUCGUGCAAGAUCAUGUUGGCGUCCCUCUCGGUUUGCUCGGUCGGGCUGAACCUCGUCGCCGCCAAUCAAGUCAUCCUGGCCGACUCGUGGUGGGCCCCGGCGAUUGAGGAUCAGGCAGUCGACCGGGUCUACCGGCUCGGACAAACGCGAGACUGCAAAGUGGUACGACUGAUCGUCGAGGGCACGAUUGAAGAUGAAGUGCUCGAGAUACAGGCGAGGAAGAGGAAGCUCGCGAGCGAGGCGUUUGGCGAAAGAGACGCUGGAAUGAAGAGACAGGAACGCACGGGGACUCUGAGGGAUAUCGAAAGACUUCUAUCCUGAGGUCGAAGAGGACUUUGUUUUGUUUGAAAAUUUGCACAGUGCCAGAUACCCCCCCUUUUGUUUGAAUGUUUGAAAUGGAGAUGGAAAGAACUCGGUGCCAUGCCAUUUUUGUGAGAAGCUAGCUAGCCAAUGCCCAUGGUCAAGACAUCCUAAUGAAGAUAUGUCUGAGUUGUAUGA